AUGACCGAUUCGAGAGCGGGACCAUCGGCAGCGGGGGUUUUCGAGACCCCUGCUGCCCGUACCAGGGUGCGCAGAUCGACCAAGCAGGUCAGCGCAAAGAAAUUCGACAAGAUGCUGAAGAAUCUCAGCUCUGUCAAGAAGGGUAGCGAGCGCUUCCCGCAUCUGAGGAGCGGCUCCAUCGACUCCGUUCCUGGCCCGGGCGCUGCGACGAGUAGCCCGCCUGUUGGCGUGCACGGACAGGUCGAUGCUCGCGAAGAGCAGAACGCAGCGCCCUACACGAUCGGCGAGGAAGGCGAAGGCGGCUCGAGAUGGACAGGUGGACUCGGAGACAAUCAUCUGAAGACGGAGUACUGGCUCAAGACCAUCAAGCGAAACGAUUGGAGUGAAGGUCUGAGCAAGGGUCCAGGGCUCGGGCCUGAUGGGCCGACGAUGGCAAAGGUGGCUAGGCGACAGCUGAAGGGUCGCGACAAAGUCGGGCAAGACUCCUUCGCGCACGAAGCUUCAACCAUUUUCAACCCUCUUACCAGACGCGUUCCGGCUGCCACACCCCACAAAAUCAGAGGUGCAGCUCCAAGGAAACCCAAAAUGACUGCUAGGCGGGAUGACGACGCUUCGGCAGGGGAUUUGACUGAGGUCGGCGCGCAGACACGAGAUGAAGAUGGAACGCCAAUUGGCCUUGCAGAUAGGGAAACCCAGGAGGCCCUCAUAUUGCAUGAUUUGCUGAACGUGCUAGCAGGCCUGGAAGGGCAGUACAUCACGUACGAGGACCGGUACAAGCCUGACAGCCCCGCUUCUCAACUUCGCGGUGCCACCUGGUCUGUCGACCCCGCGUUGGAUCCAUCGCUGAGAGACUCCGUCGACAGGAUACUGCCGCUUGCCACGUACUACACAUCUGUCUUUGCCUUUAUUGACGCCAAAGGAACCUUGGAGGCUGGCACUGUCAUGCACGCUUUGUGCUCAGCGAUCCGUGAGCUUCUCAAGGAUUAUCAAACACUCCUGGUGCAGCUCGAGCACCAGCUACGCAUCUCCAGGGACCUUACUUUGCAGCGUCUCUUCUACUAUAUCACUCCGACAUUGCGCACAUUGCAGCUCGUGCACGGAUUGACGAGCGCGAUCAGAGAUAUCACCCACGCAGCUCUGAUGAGCGAGGACAGCGAGGAGGAAACCGACGAAGACGACGACGAUGAACCGAGCGAUGAUGACGAUGGGAGUCUUGAGCGCAACAGGCGGGAGGCGCUUGGCUUGGACGAUGACGACGGAGCGGAAGACGCUUUGGAGACUGUCCCAGGUGGUCCAGUGAAAGGAGGCGAAAUUCUAGCGAUGGUGUGGGAGAGGGAUACCACGGCCCACAAGCUCUUCAUGACGCUCUUUCAAAGGGCUUCCGAGCCGUAUGGUCGCAUCAUGCUGCGAUGGAUCACUACUGGCGAAUUAUCGGACACCUAUGACGAGUUCAUGAUCGCCGAGGAUGCGCAUGUGAACGUGGCGAGCCUGGAAUCGGACCCAACCGACGAGUACUGGGAUCGCAAAUACACCUUGCGUGAUGACUUGGUCCGCGAGCAAAGGGAGCAGCGCGAGCAAAGAGGCAUAGACUUGGCGCACGAAGACGAAGAGCUUGGAGCUAGGGGCUUUCUCACCGGCGGGGCUAGGAUACCUUCGUUCCUGAUGCCUUGGCGAGAGAAAAUUUUGCUUGCCGGAAAGUAUCUCAACGUGAUCCGAGAGUGCGGAAAGGACGUUCGCAAUACCGGGAAGAGAGGAGGUGCCGGUGCAAUCGAGGACAGGCGAGCAGAAAGCGGCCUUGACAAUGUCGAUGUCUCGCCAGAGGUUGACGGCGACUUGAUGAGCGACCAAGGGAUCCAAGAGGCGUACGAGCGCGCCAACAAAGCGCUAUUGCGACUACUCCUUGUUGAUCACAGCAUUGUGCCUCGGAUGCACUCUAUGCGCCACUACUUUCUUAUGUCUUCGUCGGACUUUUUCUCGUCAUUUGUAGAAGCGGCUGGCAAGGAGCUCAGGCAGAAAAUCAAUCCUACACAUAUUCGCGACACUACUGGGAACCGCCUGCAAAGUCAUUUGGGCCUUGUGCUCGGCAGCUCUUCCACCGUUGGCUUCACGGACCCGUACCGCGAGGAUGUCAAAAUUGAGCUGGCGACGGAGAAUGCUUACGAUCAGCUCAAACGCAUUGCGGAGACCAAAGGUGGCGUCGAGGCUGCUCGCGAGCAACUGGCUCGAAGAGCAAAAGAUCGCAACCACGACACAAUAGCGAUACUCGAGCUGCUUCAGUUCAGCUUCUCGGUGCAAUUCCCAGCUUCUCUCGUCAUCUCCAAGAAGGCCAUUCUGCGCUGGCAGUUUCUGCAGCGACCGCUGAUCCACCUGAAGACGCUCGAAGGGAGUUUGUCGGCAUUGUGGCUUGUGCACUCGGGCACAAUAUGGAGAGAGAAGCUUGCAUCUUUCCCAGCCUUGGAGCAAUGGAAGAAGUGCGUGUUCCGACUGCGACACAGGAUGCUCUACUUGAUACAAUCGAUGAUCGCUUUCAUCACUGCGGAAGUGCUUGAACCAAAUUGGAAGAAUCUCGAGGAGAAGUUGGAGAACGCAAAGACUGUGGAUGGUCUGAUGCAUGAUCACUUCAACUUCCUCAAUGUCUGCAGGAAAGAGUGCAUGCUUACUGACACUCGACUCGUAGACGCCCUACAGAAGUUGACUUCGACGAUUGGACUCUUCAUCGACAGGCAUAACCAGCUAGUCGACCAGCUCACAAUCGAAAGGUCACACUACCUCGCUGCUGCGCAAGCUGGUGAAGAGAGCGGCGUGACCCUGACGCAAGAUUUGAUGCCCUUCUUGCACAAGUACGAGAAGAGUUGGGAAUCGCGAUUGAGGAACUUCAAAGAUGUCGUCAGCUUGCUGGCAAGCACAGAGAACCCCGCUGCGCAACCUUUGAUGCAAAGGCUCAUCAACGCCUGA
Molecule: messenger RNA, 2955 nt
Organism: Ceraceosorus guamensis
Lineage: Eukaryota; Fungi; Basidiomycota; Exobasidiomycetes; Ceraceosorales; Ceraceosoraceae
Exons: 11
Coding region: 1-2955 (984 amino acids)
Biological process (GO): mitotic cell cycle; microtubule nucleation; meiotic cell cycle
Cellular component (GO): centrosome; gamma-tubulin small complex; spindle pole
Molecular function (GO): microtubule minus-end binding; gamma-tubulin binding
Source: RefSeq, a predicted model, not a curated record